Molecule: messenger RNA, 2484 nt
Organism: Lathyrus oleraceus (garden pea)
Lineage: Eukaryota; Viridiplantae; Streptophyta; Magnoliopsida; Fabales; Fabaceae
Exons: 10
Coding region: 495-2243 (582 amino acids)
Source: RefSeq, a predicted model, not a curated record
UUUUAAUAAACAGACAAAGAGAAGGUCGAAAUCAAUGAAUUCGUGAUACGAGGCUUUGGCUAUGAAUUAAAUAAGUGAUUCUGAUUCUUUUUCUGUGAGAUACUAAUCAAAAUAAACCGCUCAUUUUUCUAUUUUUUCAGCCUCAAUAAUUAUUUUGAACAGUUCCAGAAAAAUACAACACAACCCCUUAUGCCAUUUUCAUCAAAAUUCAAUUUUUAAUACUAUUAAGUUGCUGAAACCAAAAAAAGUUAAAAUUUUUUGGUGACCCACUUAUUGUUUUUAGGAACAGAUUGAAUUGAAGUUCAGAGAAAGUUUGAUUUUUUAAUGAAAUUUUAUCUUAAAGUGGUUGGAGGACACUGUUUUUCAGUUUCCAAUGUUUUCUUUGAAUGUUAAAGCGGUUAAAGUUUGGUUCUUGUGAAGUUUAGGGUAGUGAUUUUGAGGAGUGAGAGCGUGGUGGUGAGAAUUUGUAGUUUCUUUUGCAUAGAUCUGAGUGAAUGGAACCCCCUUCUGGAUUCUAUGCUUCACUGUGGAGUUUCAUCCACUUUCUUCCUUUCUUCAUUGGUCUUCUGGUUCUGGGAAGCAUCAAAGGUGUCAUUCUCUUCCCAUUGACAUGCAUAAUAAUGACAAUUGGGAACUCUGCUAUCAUACUUGGACUUUGGCCAGCACAUGUCAUUUGGAGUUAUUACUGUGUUCUGAGAGCUAGACAAUUAGGACCUCUUCUGAAGCUUGUUAUCUGCAUAUGUGUACUACCAGUACUGUUGAUUUCAUGGCCAGUGCUUGGUAUUAUUGGAAGUAUUGUAGGUGGAGCAGCCUAUGGGUUCCUUCAACCAAUAUUUGCUACUAUUCAAGCUGUCGAGGAGGGAAAAGAUGACAAACUUCUACACUGUUUUAUUGAUGGUACUUGGAGCACUAUAGAAAGGAGCUGCAUGGUCGUUCGGGACUUAAAAGAUGUUUGCUUCCUUUCCUACUUCUCGGUUAUGGAUGACCUGCGACAGAACGGACCUCCUAAUAGUAGAUAUUAUGAAAUCAGUGUGCUGCAUCUUCCUGGUGCUUUUCUAGCUGCAGUUAUUGGAUUAUUAAUAGAUGUACCAGUUAUAUCAUUUGUUGCCAUAUGCAAAGGCCCGUACAUGCUUUUCAAAGGGUGGCACCGAUUGUUUCAUGACCUUAUUGGGCGUGAAGGUCCUUUCUUGGAGACAAUAUGUGUACCUUUUGCAGGUCUUGCUAUCCUUCUGUGGCCAUUGGCUGUUGCUGGGGCAAUUUUGGCAUCAAUUUUAGCAAGUUAUUUUCUUGGUGCGUAUGCCGGGGUUGUUGCUUAUCAGGAAUCUUCUUUCAGGUUUGGCCUUCGGUACGUUAUUGCAGCUCUGUCCCUUUAUGAUGAAUACAGCAAUGAUAUUCUUGACAUGCCAGAAGGAACCUGCUUCCCUAGGCCUCAAUACCGGAAAAAUGAUGACUCAUCACUAAGAACUUCUGGCUCAGCUUCCGUUUCAAGACCUAGCUCCUUCAAAAAGGCUCCCUCUCGCUCAUCUUCAAUAAAAAAUAAUAUUGCCGAGUUGAAAUCACUUGAGCUGUUGGAUGGAUUAUUCAAGGAAUGUUGCAUUGUAGGAGAAAAAUUGAUUUCUGAAGGUCUAAUUACGAGAAAAGAUAUAGAAGAAGCAAAAUCUGGUAAAGGGAGUAAUGUUAUUACUAUUGGGUUGCCUGCAUAUUGUUUACUCCAGGGGCUUUUACGCUCCGCAAAAGUCAAUUCCAUGGGUAUAUUGAUUAAUGAUGAUACUGAACUAACUCUGACAAAUAGACCAAGGGAGAAGUUUUUUGAAUGGUUCCUCAAUCCCCUUUUGAUUAUUAAAGAACAAAUUAAAGCUGAAAAUCUAUCUGUAUCUGAAGAGAACUAUCUCUGCAAAUUAGUUCUCUUGAAUGGUGAUGCAGAGAGAGUAAAAAAAUCAGGUAUUGGCCCGGCCCCAGAAUCAGAGGUCAAGCGCGCCGAACUAGAUGCUUUGGCCAGAAGGCUGCAAGGAAUCACCAAAUCUAUGUCACGGUUCCCAACCUUCAAGCGUCGUUUUGAUGAUCUUGUAAAGACAUUAUCUGAUGAUCAUGCAGAGAAGCAUGGACCUCCACCAACACCAACAAUGAAUAGAUCAAAGAGCGCCUUUGGCCGGUUGAUUAGUUUCAAAUCUGUCAGGGGGGCAAGAACUUAUGGAUCUGGUCAAGGGUCAGAACAUAUUGUACGAGACGAAGAAAAUUCUUGAUAUGAAUACCUUGUAUACUUUUGACCCAAAUAAAUAUACAUGAUUUCUCGAUACAUCAUUAACUGUUUUCUCGGCCCAACAACCAAAAUCAGAAAUUUGUCUCAAUGAAAUAAAACUUGAUUACUGUUUGCUGUAUAUUGCUGUAUAGUACAAAAUAUCAUGUCAUAGGUGAUUUGUUCAUCCUUUUUUGAUCAGUGUAUUUGAUGAUAACUCUAAUAUAUGACCAUGUUUUUUUUCUCCA